Molecule: messenger RNA, 5945 nt
Organism: Pelobates fuscus (common spadefoot toad)
Lineage: Eukaryota; Metazoa; Chordata; Amphibia; Anura; Pelobatidae
Gene: TBC1D9B
Product: TBC1 domain family member 9B
Exons: 22
Coding region: 136-3930 (1264 amino acids)
Molecular function (GO): calcium ion binding
Source: RefSeq, a predicted model, not a curated record
UUUGCAAUCGGCGGCCUGCGAGGCCUGCGCUCCGGACUUGGCUGUAAGGGGCGGCAGCAGAGGCCAGUACUGACCGACCGAGCGCUAUGUGUCCAGGGUCCCCAGACUGACCAGAGCAGGGCCCGAACGGCCAGCAUGUGGCUAAACCCGGAGGAGGUGUUGCUAGCCAACGCGCUAUGGGUGACAGAACGAGCCAACCCUUUCUUCAUCCUGCAGCGACGGAGGGGCCAUGGCAAAGGCGGCGGCCUGACAGGUUUACUGGUGGGAACAUUGGAUGUUGUGUUGGAUUCAAGUGCUCGUGUUGCACCAUACAGAAUAUUGCAUCAGACACAAGAAUCUCAAAUCUAUUGGACAGUGGCGUGCGGAUCCUCUCGAAAGGAGAUCACAGAACACUGGGAAUGGUUAGAGAAUAAUCUGCUUCAGACUCUCUCUAUCUUUGAAAAUGAGGAGGACAUCACUACUUUUGUCAAAGGAAAAAUCCAUGGCAUCAUUGCUGAGGAAAAUAAGAGUCUGCAACCUAAGGAUGAGGAGGACCCUGGAAAGUUUAAAGAAGCCGAACUGAAGAUGCGGAAACAGUUUGGGAUGCCUGAGGUAGAAAAACUGGUCAACUAUUACUCUUGUAGCUACUGGAAAGGACGGGUGCCUAGGCAAGGCUGGCUCUACCUUACCGUCAAUCAUCUCUGCUUUUACUCCUUCUUGCUGGGCAAAGAAGUAACCUUGAUUAUCCAGUGGCUUGAUGUCACUCAGCUUGAAAAAAAUGCCACCCUGCUCUUUCCGGAGUGCAUCAAGGUCAACACACGUGACAGCGAAUAUUAUUUUUCGAUGUUUCUCAACAUUAGCGAAACUUUCAAGCUGAUGGAGCAGCUGGCCAACAUCGCUAUGAGGCAGCUCCUGGACAACGAGGGCUUCUUAGAGGAUAGAAACCUUCCAAAACCUACCCGUCCCUUGAAAAACAUCUCUGCUCUGAAAAGAGACCUGGAUGCCCGGGCAAAGAAUGAACGGUAUAGAGCCACUUUCCGACUACCCAGAGAUGAGCGACUGGAUGGCCACACAGACUGCACGUUAUGGACACCUUUUGCAAAAAUGCACAUCCCUGGUCAGAUGUUUGUCUCCAAUAACUACAUUUGCUUUUCAAGCAAAGAGGAGGAUACAUGUCUUCUUAUUAUACCCCUUCGCGAAGUCACUAUUGUGGAGAAGGCAGACAGUUCAAGUGUGCUACCCAGCCCACUUUCGAUCAGCACCAAGGGUAAAAUGACCUUCCUCUUUGCCAAUCUUAAAGACCGAAACUUCUUGGUGCAGCGUAUCUCUGACUUUCUUCAGAAGACGUCCUCGAAAAGAACUGCAGUUGACAAUAGUGGGGAGUCAACAGUUGAGUACAGAAAAGGAAGCAUCGGGAAUCAUGGAUUAGAGGACCUUGCCAAGUUCACUACUAGUAGUCCAACUGAUGUUGGCCCUUCACCUUCCAUUCCUCAGAAUUCUUCCUCUGGACAUGCCCCCACUGCUUCUCAGGGUCUUCUCAAACUGUUUCCAAGAGGAGGGGCUGAAGAAGAGGGACCAAAAUGGGCCAAAGAGAAAAUGAAGGAGGAGUCUUGGAAUAUUCAUUUCUUUGAGUAUGGUCGUGGCAUUUGCAUGUACCGCACAUCAAAGACUCGAGAACUGGUGCUAAAGGGCAUUCCAGAGAACCUCAGAGGAGAACUUUGGCUUCUGUUCUCAGGGGCUUCAAACGAGAUGGCGACACACCCUGGCUAUUAUACUGAUUUAGUGGAGAAAUCCAUGGGAAAAGUCAGUCUUGCAACAGAUGAAAUAGAAAGGGAUCUUCAUCGCUCCAUGCCAGAACACCCAGCCUUUCAAAAUGAGCUUGGCAUAGCUGCUCUUCGACGAGUGCUAACAGCAUAUGCUUUUCGUAACCCUAACAUUGGUUAUUGCCAGGCCAUGAAUAUAGUAACCUCAGUGUUGCUACUUUACUGUAAUGAAGAGGAAGCAUUUUGGCUUUUGGUUUCUCUGUGUGAGCGCAUGCUCCCAGAUUACUACAACACACGAGUGGUGGGAGCCCUGGUCGACCAAGGUGUGUUUGAAGAGUUGACUCGGGAAAGCCUUCCUCAACUAUCAGAGAAAAUGCAGGAGUUAGGAGUGAUUUCCACAAUUUCUCUCUCAUGGUUCCUCACCUUGUUCCUGAGUGUAAUGCCAUUUGAGAGUGCAGUGGUUGUAGUGGACUGCUUUUUCUAUGAAGGAAUCAAACUUAUUCUGCAACUAUCUCUAGCAGUCCUGGAGGCCAACAUGGAGAGCCUUCUGAACUCCUGUGAUGAAGGAGAGGCCAUGACUAUCCUGGGAAGGUACUUGGACAACGUAGUGAACAAGCAGAGUGUGUCUCCUCCAAUCCCUCACUUGCAUGCUCUACUUACUAGUGGAGAUGACCCUCCCGUGGAGGUUGACAUAUUUGAUCUCAUCAAGGCAUCAUAUGAGAAGUUUGUGGACAUGCGAGCAGAUGCCAUUGAACAGAUGCGGUUUAAACAAAGGCUUAAAGUGAUCCAGUCUCUGGAGGAUACAGCAAAGAGGAGUGUGGUGAGAUCCAUCUCCACUGACCUUGGCUUUUCCAUGGAAGAACUGGAAGAUUUGUAUGUGUUGUUCAAGACACAGCAUCUAAUGAGCUGCUAUUGGGGAGCUAACCGCACAUCCAGCAGUCGACACGACCCCAGCCUGCCUUAUCUGGAGCAAUACCGUAUUGAUGUGGAACAGUUUCUGGAGCUAUUUAAUCAACUCUCACCUUGGUCUUUUGGCCAACACUCCAACACUGUUGCUGCCCGAAUAUUCCGAAUGCUGGACAGUAACAAGGACUCUCUAAUAAAUUUCAAGGAAUUUGUGACAGGGCUUGGUGGGAUGUAUCAUGGAGAUAUGACGGAAAAACUGAAGUUUCUGUAUAAGCUGCAUUUGCCUCCAGCUCUUGGCUCUGAAGAAACAGAAUCUGCACUGGAAGCAACAAGUUUUUUUACAGAGGAUAUAACGCCAGAAGUAUCUCCCUUUCUGUCCGAACUGGAUCUUAUUCUUCAGUGUGAGUUCCCAGAUUCUGAAGGUCAAGGGAAUGGAUCUGCAGCUGAGCAUGGGGACACCCAGUAUAAGAAAGAAGAGAAAACAAAUAGUGCUCCUGACUACAAGUAUUACCUGCGCAUGUGGGCUAGUGAAAAAGAGCAGAAGAAAGAGACUAUUAAGGACUUACCAAAAAUGAACCAGGAGCAAUUUAUUGAAUUGUGCAAGACAUUCUACAACAUGUUCAGUGAAGACCCUGUUGAACAAGAGCUAUACCAUGCUAUUGCCACAGUUGCCAGCCUCCUUCUGCGGAUUGGAGAGGUUGGUAAGAAAUUCAGCAAUCCACCGCUUAGGAAUGCAGGGGAUACACAUGCAAAUAUGACCAGGGAGCCAUCUAGUGAAGAGGAAGAGCAGAGUUUGGGUUUGGAGACUGGCCAACAAAAAACUGUGGAACAGUUAGAACAGGCUGCGGAGGAUAUCCCAGUGUCAUGCAAUACUCAAGCAGUACUCACCCAAGAUGACAUCCAGAAACUACAAGAGGAAACAAGGGGAGCACUAAAAAACAGCCCUCCAACACAACCAGGUUCAGAUGAUGAAACAAAGGACGAUACAUCUGUGUCCUCCUACUCCAUGGUCAGUGCCACCUCACUGCAAUGUGAGGAUAUUGCAGAUGAUACUGUUUUAGUAGGUUGUGAAGGGGGAAACUCAACACCCAAAUAUGGCAGCACCAUUGACACUGAAUGGUCAAUUUCCUUUGAACAGAUUCUGGCCUCAAUUCUGACAGAGGCUGCCCUGGUUAGCUACUUUGAAAAGAAAGUGGACAUAGUUCAGAAAAUUAAACAGAAGAAAGUUGAAAGGCAAAUAAGCUCUUCAAGUGAAUAUGAACUUUCUUCUGUCUCAGGAUGAUAAGGUUAUAUAAUUCCUUGGAGGAUGAAAUUAAAUCCACUGAUCCUGUUUUACUUUACAUUGAGAGCAAACUUUUCACAUACAUGUCAUUCUUUACUCACUAAUAUACUGAGCUAAAUGUUUUAUGCAUCUUCCUUCAGUAGCUUAUGUAUGCUCAUAUCUUAAAGAAGAUUUGGCUUAUUGGAAUUGUCUUGCACUCUGAAAAAAUGCUAAGUAAAAUUGGAACGUUGUCCUUUAAGCUUUUAAUUGUAACCUUCAAUUAUAUGCAUGUGUCCCUUCAACAAUAUUCUUUCAAUGGGCAGUUUUAUAUUCUAUGCACCUGCACCUUGUCCUACUGCAUAUCACUGGUUGCUUUCUUGGGCUGUUAACAGAAUAAUUUCCUUCUAUGUGCACUAUAUAGUAUUAAUGAAAUAGUUUCAGCCACAAAGCAUUAUUCCCUUGACUGUCAUGAUAAGUGAGAAAUACAUUCAGAAGAUUAAGAUUAGGGCAAUGUAUUCCUUUGCUACCAGUUAUCUGGUAUUUCAUGAACUAUCGUUGUCAAUUUUGUGCCUAAGUGAUGUAGGAUCCCAGGGUAGUAGUGAUGCAUAAGAUGUACAGCUUGUCGCUAAUGUGCAAUAUUCUAGUAUAUUAUACAAAGCAGUAUAUAGUAUAAAUAGAUCCUUUUCUCAGCAUAUUGUGUCUUCUGAUUCAUUUUUAGUUCCCAAUAUGUUCAACAUUGUUAUACUAAUUAAACACUAUCCUUUUAAAAAAGAAAAAUCUUAAUAUAUUGAGAGCUACUAUCUCUAAAGUCUUGCCAUUGGUUGCAUUGUUUUGUAAGAUAACUAGACAGCCACUUAAUUGGCAAACUUUAUGAUGCUGCUCAAUAUUUCAUUUCAUAUUUUUUCGCCUUUUUACAACCCAGCAAUUUCUAAACUAACUGGCAGCCUAGAUUCACUUUCUUUCUGUUUUCAUUACAUUCCAACUUAAGAUAAGCUGUGAGAAGUAAUGUUAUUACGUAUUGUAUUUCCAAUAUGUUUUUCCUAUAAUUACCAUGGAUUUGCUCAUGGUAUUAUAAAUUAUGUCCACUACACAAAGUGAAAGCAAAGGCAAUUUGCUAUGCCUGAGUGUCAGAAAGCCAGAUGUUUUUCUAUUUUUAUGUAUUUUCUUCACAUUAAACAUUUCUGUUCUCAGUGUGAAAAAAACCCAUAACUUAUGGUCCUUUUUAGUAGAUUUGAUUCAUUUCAGUUAUUGAAGGUGAAGGAGUAUCUGGGUCUACCACUCGUCCAAAACUAGAAGAACCUGUGGAAGGUAGAGUUCCUGGGGCUGUGGAUGCAAAAUGUUUAAAAUCGAGUAUUAUAAUGGGGCUAAAGACUCCACAACUGCAGUUACAGGCUUCCACUGAUAAAGCCUCCAGAAUUUAAAAUUAAGGUGUUCACGUUAUUCCAGCUUGGCCUGACAACAGUCCGUUUAGUAAACCAAAUUUGUAACAACAUCAAUUAGUUAUGUCACAUAAAUAUUAUUUAUUUUGGAAGAAACCCCUUGUUUGUAAGUUCAUGUCAUUAAAGUUGUGUCAGUUUGAUUAUUUUUAUUCUCACAAAGUAUCUUGCUAAAGUAUUAGAUUUACAUUAUGCUGGUAGUACUGUAUGAUGGUAUCCUAAUCAUGGAUUUAAAAAAUAAACCGCUGUUUGAAGAAAAAAAAAAUGAAUUAUGGCCUUUUACUUGUACCACUGGGUUUAAAAUUAAAUGUAUUGUCUUCUGAAUUUUUAGCGUUCUAACGUGAAUUAAAUUAUGCACGUUUUUGAUGAGUAAUGGUGUGAAGAUUAAAAUAUAGAUGUCUUCUGGUUGUUCCUUUCUGUUUAUAAAUUUGAUGUGUCAAAGCCCCCUUGUGUUAAUAUAAGUGGUUGGCUUCGUGAAUUGUUCACAUCAUACCAUAAUUUAUUCUAUUUUUAAAUCUUAAAACUUUAAAUGUCGAUUUUUAGUCAUCUUUGAUUGUUCAUGCACUCAAUAAAACACAUAAUAAACCAGAAAACAACAAA